Drosophila grimshawi is the source of this 922-nucleotide messenger RNA. It is a transcript of the gene vilya, whose product is annotated as RING finger protein vilya. Gene Ontology annotation, biological process: protein sumoylation; homologous chromosome pairing at meiosis; reciprocal meiotic recombination. Gene Ontology annotation, cellular component: synaptonemal complex. NCBI's taxonomy places the organism in Eukaryota, Metazoa, Arthropoda, Insecta, Diptera, Drosophilidae. Gene Ontology annotation, molecular function: SUMO transferase activity. The record is from RefSeq and is a predicted model, not a curated record. The transcript has 3 exons. The coding region runs from base 83 to 856 and encodes 257 amino acids.
ACAUAAACAGCUGAUUUUCGGUCAUACACCGUUAUUAUUAUAAAAACUUGAGUGGCAACCUCGGAAAUCAGCAAAAGAAAAAAUGACAAGCGCCACCGGUAAAUGUUCACAAGUUCCAAAUAAUAUGGACACGGCGAAGAAAUUGUGGAUACACUGCAAUAGCUGUUUCGAUUUUUAUAUUGAUCAGCGGAUCAUAUUUUUGCUCGCCUGCCAGCACCUGGCUUGCGAGAAAUGCGUCACAGCCAGCAUUGGUCGAAAGGCCGGAGAUGCACCCUCCUUUAUGUGCCCGAUAUGUGGCAAAAGGGUUCGUGGGCGUCAGGUGAACAAUGCGCUGCCCACAAAUCUCAAGGAUAUGUUUCAUCCGGAGCCGUGGCAUGAUGGUCUGCCCCAUGACGUCAUCGAUACCUUUCAGAAAGACCAUCGAAAGAGAUUGGAAGAGCACAUUGUGAAAAAAGCAAAAGAAAUGGAAAAGUUGUACAAGGACAUGCAGUUGGCAUACAAAGUGUGUCAGAAGCAAUAUGUGGAACUGCAUCGGAAUCGUAUGGCACGUAAGCAACUCGAGUUUCGUGCGCGCCAAAUUAAAUAUCAAACUGAAAUUCAGAGGAUGGAGGCCCAACGACGGCAACUCAAGCAACGGAAAUUGGAGCCUUCAAUCGAAUCAUCGCAGCUAACGUCAGAUAUCCCGAUAUAUCCCAGAUAUAUAUAUUCCCGUUCCCGGACAGGAUCAACUGUACCGUUUGGGAUAUCACAAACAGGGUGUGAAUCGCUUUCCUCAGAUGCAGAAACGAAAAAUUCGACAGUUACUUCAACUAUUACCGGUUUUAGCCAUCAUAAUAAUCAUUCAUUUCUUUUGUAGAUUUUAAAUUUAAUAACAUGAAGUAUAAGUUGAAUAAAAAGUUAAUUCAGUUUAUAUUUACGUUAA